Messenger RNA from Mycena citricolor, 3439 nucleotides. NCBI's taxonomy places the organism in Eukaryota, Fungi, Basidiomycota, Agaricomycetes, Agaricales, Mycenaceae. The record is from the annotation of a GenBank genome assembly.
CGGCGCUCAGCCGCCUGUUCUUGCACUGCACAGUGGCAUCUCUACAACACUGCAAGUGAGCCUAUUCGACUUGGACCUUCAGAUUUCACAGGUGAUUCGGGGCGCAUCCUUGAUUCAAAGAUGCUAUUAAAGUAAACGGCUGUCUCCUAAUCUUUCUUCCAGCUUGCACUAAAAUUCUUGGCCGUCAACUUCGCCAUCGGAGUCCACCUCGCAUAUCACUGUCUCAUGUACCAAGUGUCGCUUUACACGAGGCGGCCGCAUCAUCUGCGUCUUCGAAAUCAGACUGCGGCACGGUCAUGAGACCGUCAUACAAUCCUUAAGUAAACCCGCUGAAAUCCCAGGUCGAUUACAGCUCAUGAUGUAUUCUAGGGCUUGGCUUUUGUUCGUUCUUUCGACUACAGCUGGAGGAUGGACCGCGUCAUUGAGCGCCGCCAAAACCAGUAUCCCCGCUUCGAGCGCUGCGCACAUCACAUCCACGAUCUCCGCACCUGUGAGCACGAUAACCGCUAAUGCCCCUCCCGUGGGAUCCAUUCCGCGCGACUAUUCUCCUGCGGGUCUGGAGCGUCUCUGGGAUAUUGUCGGAUCCAUCGAGCCUCCUCCAUUCACCACAACGCGUGUUCCGACGAGCACCAAGAUCCAGUUGCCUGCGUCGCCGCCGCCGCUCUACCCUUCCUUCUUUUCUCCGGCUCCCAAGGACAUUUUGCCGCACCUAAAGUUUCCGCCUGGCUUCAAGUUCGGCAUCGACACCGCUGCGUUCCAGGUUGAAGGCGCCGCGAAAAGCGAAGGAAAGGGGCCCACGAUGUGGGAUUGGUGCGGCCACCUACCGGGGUGUAUAUUCGACAACUCCACUGGUGACAUUGUUGAUUUGCAGUACUUCCUGUACAAAGAGGAUGUCGUUCGCGUCGCUGCGCUCGGAAUCACGGCGCACUCGUUCUCGAUCUCGUGGGCCCGCAUCUUUCCUUUCGGUGCAGCUGACUCCCCGCUGAACAAGCAAGGCUUGCAGCAUUACUCGGAUCUGAUCGACUAUCAUUGGGAGCAGGGCGAGCGGCGCUCACACAAGAGCCUAGUUCAUUGGGACGUUCCGUUGGCCCUUUUGGCCCACUAUGGCGGUUUCACUUCUCCAAAGAUUGUUGACGACUUUGUCCACUAUGCGAAGACUGUCUUCAAGGCUUACAAUGGACGAAUCAAGACCUGGUACACCUUCAAUGAACCUCGAGUUUUCUGUGCAUUCUUCAUUGAUCCGCCGUUCUCAAAUCUGCUUGCGCCGGGAGUCAAUGCGUCGAUGGCCCCUUACGUCUGCACAUAUAAUUUGAUGAAAGCCCAUACCGCUACUGUGAAAGCUUUCAGGGAAAUGGGAAUCAGUGGAGAGAUUGGAUUCAAGAGUGACGACUUCAUUGGUGUUCCAUGGCGAGCGAACUCGACAGAAGAUGCUCUUGCUGUCGAGCGUCACGCUGCGUUCCGGAUUGGGGCAUUUGCUGAUCCAGCUUACACGACUGGCGAUUGGCCGAAAAUCCUCACGGAUACCCUCCCGCCAGACUAUCUGCCACGCUUCACUCCCCAGGAGAUCAAAGACAAUCUCGGGACGGCUGACUUUUUCGCCACUGACUGCUACCGUUCCCAGUACGUAGUGGCACCGGCGGAAGGCAUCGAUGCGUGUGUCGCAAACUCCUCGCAUCCUCUAUGGCCGGAAUGCCACGAUGUUGUGCUGUUUGAUUCUUCGAAUGCGGGUUGGGCAGUGGGUGUCAGUGCCGACCCACGUUCGAGCUGGCUGCAGGCUACUCCAAAUACCCUGCGAGGACUAUUGAAGGGCUUGCACACCCGAUGGCCUUCCAAGAAGAUGUAUGUAUCUGAGUUCGGAAUGUCGGAACCUUUCGAGUGGGCCUGGACUGAUCUGUUCCGCAUCACGGCGAGACUUUUUUUUUUUGCUGAAGAUGUAGCACGAACCAAUUAUUACAUGACCUAUCUCGGCGAAAUCAUGCUGUCUAUUCAUGAAGAUGGAGUGCCAAUCUCCGGUGCCUUUGCGUGGGCCAUGCUCGACAAUCUGGAAUGGAAUGAUGGAAUUCGCACCAGGUUCGGCAUACAAUAUGUCAACUACACCACUCUCGAAAGAGUCUACAAGAGAUCUGCCUUUGCUUUGGGAGCCAAGCAAGACAAAUCCUUCAUGUGCGAUGUGGCUGUGACACCAUUGGAAUUCCAGAUCGUUCCCAGUUUGGAAGUUGAUCUUGAUGGUAAAUCCCCCGUUCAAUGCUCGCCCAUGAUCGAAUGGUCGACACCCGCACGCCGGUCUGGGCACCGUUCCCUGUCUCUCAUCCCCAAUGAAGUGUACCUCGAAAUCUUCGCGUACUUGGAGCCACGCGACGGCUAUGGGACCCUGGAUGCAAGCCAAUCGAACCAAACCUUCGUCAACCUAUCGCGCGUCUGCCGCUUCUUCUGCGCCGCGUCUCUGACCGCGUUAUACCGCCGAGUCCGGUUCUCGGCCCGCAACGAAGAUCACACGACGAGGACGAGGGGCAUGAAUCCGGAUGCCCUAUGCGCGUUGCUCGUGAGACGGCCUCCCAGGGACGCAAUGGACACGUUCGGGCGGUCCAGCGCGUCAGAAAUCGAGUGGGCGAAAAUGAUCGCGUCGUGGGUGAGGGAAUGCGUCUUUGACGGGUGGGCAGAACCCCGCGGGCGGAUUCCCUACGCGCACUUGUUUCUGGAGCGCAACUGGCGCGCCAUGCGCAGCAUGUCAGGUCUCACCGCGCUCACUCUCCGCUCGACGCCCGUCACGAAGGCGCUCCUGCGCACGUUGUCUGCUCUGAGUGGCACCCUGAAACGACUGUCCUUGCGCGCAUGCGCCUUCAAGAUUGUGUUGACGGACAAGCAGAUUCAGUGGCUGGACUCGCUCCGACUGGAUGUGUUGGAGGUUUUCGAGACAUUCGAGUCCUGGGAGGAUAUCCCGCUUGAGGCUAUCCGCCUGAAGGACGUCGUCGAAUUCCGAACCGAUAGUUGGCCAUAUGCGGAGCACUUCCUGAAAUCUUCCUACUCUCGUCUGCGUUGUUUGGAGCUGCACGAUGUUUCUGACAUCCCUCUCCUCCUCCGUUUUCUCGAGAAAACACCCACGCUUCAUGCUCUGACCGUCCAGAGCAUCAUGACCGAUCAUUCGGAAACUCCUCGAGUGGAACUCGAUUCAGAAACCUUACCGCAGCUGGACGCGUUGACGGUGCCUCCCAUGUUGCUCCAAGUCCUAUCGCGCGGUACUGUGCGCACGUUGUCGCUCCUGGGCGAGGAAAGCCACUUGUAUGACGAAGAGAUCGGAUUUUUCCCCACGUUGCGAGCACUGACAGAGACGGAUCUCGCUUCACUCUUUCGUUCCGAGGCACCUGCUGCACAGUCGCUUUCCGAGCUUGACCAGCCUAGUCCUCUCCUUCGAUCAUCAAAACUACGCAAAGCACCCUAG